Molecule: messenger RNA, 1096 nt
Organism: Arvicanthis niloticus (Nile rat)
Lineage: Eukaryota; Metazoa; Chordata; Mammalia; Rodentia; Muridae
Gene: Tmem252
Product: transmembrane protein 252
Source: RefSeq, a predicted model, not a curated record
CCCCCAGCAGACCUGGAAGCAGAGGAGUGGCAGGGUCAGACAGGCUCCAGAGAAGAAAGGAUGCAGAACAGGACUGGACUGAUUCUGUGCGCCCUCUCCCUCCUCACGGGCUUCCUGAUGAUUUGCUUGGGUGGCUUUUUCAUCUCCAACUCCAUCUUCCACUCCCAGAGGAAUCUGGUCGUGGCCUAUGUGCUUCUGCCUAUGGGGUUUGUGAUCCUUCUGAGUGGAAUUUUCUGGGGCACCUACCGCCAAGCAAAUGAAAACAAAGAGAUGUUCAACCACGUGCUCAGACAGCACCUUGCUUUCCAGGACCUGCCUCUGGCCACUGUAGACAGGCCUGACUUUUACCCCCCGGCUUAUGACGAGAGCCUGGAUGUUGAGAAACAGGCCUGCCCUGCAGGCAGAGGGCUCCUAGGAUUCCCUCCUCCUCUGUAUACAGAGACGAGCCUCGAACUUGAAGAUGAAAAUGCCCCGCAACCAGAGGACCCUCCACCCUAUCAGGAGAUCAUAGCAGAUGCAGCGGCUACAGCGAAGGCACAGGAUGCUGUGGAGCCAAGCACAGUACUAAAGGCAGGAACUGCUCUCCAGCACUCAGAACUCCCCAGCUGCUGAGAAGAGAGGCUGGCCAGGGACUGGGAAGUUGCUCUGCCACCCUGCAUUGGAGCAAGGCCACCAUGGUCUCCAGGGACUCGCGGCUUUUAGUCUUUCCAGGGCAGCAUGGGGUCCAAGAAGGGGAUAGCCACCAGUGGGCAGUGGGUACAGAAAAUUCCCACAAAGCCCAACCUAGAUGAACCUUAGACUGCAGAGAAGGUGCCUUCCACCUCCUUCCUAACCUCAUCACCUCAGCCCAAGUCUGAGCGUACACUUGCUGUGGGUGGGAUGGCCAUAGCCCUUCACACACUGUGUCCAAAGAACCAAAGGAAAGGAUGCCUAAGAGGCAUCCCUGUGUCACCCACUGACUGUGCUCCCUGAGUGACAUCAUUGCUCUCACACACCAAGAGAGAUGCCCUAGGAACCUAGGAGUGUUGUUUUGUAUCAUUGUAUUUUAAUUGUGUGUGGUUUUUUUUCUAUAUAAAAGAGACUGUAACAUUUGCUU